CAUACCUGGAUUAAGCUUUGAAUCAAAUCUGAAGUCAAGUACCGAUCCAACAGCUUCCUGUCUUAUCCCGCCGCCAUCUAUUACAGCUAUUAGUAUGAGUUCAGCUUUUGGCUUAAUGGCUAUCGGAAGCGAAUUUGGCAUUGCUAUUGUCGAUUUUGUUCACAAGUUUUGCCUAAUGUCCGUCUCAUCUUCUGAACUGUUGAGUCGUGGUCCUAUCAAUCCAACUGGGUCAUCUGCUACAGGUGAAGUGAAAUUUAAUGAUCAGAAUAAUAGUUCAGGUGGCUCAACUUCGUUAGCUAGUACAAACAUUGUAAACAAUCAGUCAGCUAUGAAAAACGUUCAUUCGAACUCAGAUGCUGUUCAAUCCAGUGAGUCAUCCAGUGUCAGCUAUACAACACGCCAUGUAUUAACAAGAGCUACAGCCGUCAAGAGUGAAUUGAAGCGUGCCAAGUCUCAAGUGGUUCUGGCCUAUCGAACAAAUCAACCACCUCGUCAACAAGGACAAGCCUCUAAUGCACAAAACGCUUCUUCAGAAAAGUGUUGCGACGUUCCACAGUUUUCUCAUCCGGCAAGUUUAAGUGCAAGUUCUAGCUCAUUAGACAAUCCAAACUGUGAAGUGAUCAAAACAAUUAUAUUCACUGAAUGGAUAUCUCCUAAACAAGACUUGAAUUUUGUGCCAAACCUUUGGAUCGGAACAGCUCGUGGAUGUGUCUUUGCUUUGAAUCUCAAGUAUAGAGUAUCGAAUAAUGUUUCAGUCAAUUAUUCAUACUGUAUUGCAUCUUCGUAUCGUUUACGUGGAGAUAUUAUUCAUAUUAGCUUGUUAGAUAAUACCGGUGAUAUUCUACCGAGUCCUUCAGAGCGCUGGGAUGAUUUUUCAGUUGUCAAAGGUGGCACUUCCUCUGAACUUUCGAAACAAGCAUCUCUUUUAUCCUGUUCAUCUGUAUGUUCUGCAGGAACUUCUGUGCAUACCAAUGCUGAUGCAUAUAGUUCAGCUGAUACUGGUUUCAAGUCUUCUGGUGGUGGUGGCAGUAACAGUAUUCGAGCACUGAAGGAAUCAGUUUUCCGACAAAACACAGUUACCACACAUAACUCUUCAACAUCAACGUCGGGUCAUUCUAGUACUAUACAUUCUAAUACUGUGAGCGGUGGUGGUAGUACAUUACAGUCGAAUAGUACAACGGGACUCGAUUCUCCUACAACAUCCAAAGGUUCUGUCGAGUGUGACCGACAGUUGCUUAUCCUUUGUUCAGAAAAACAAGCCCGGGUAGUUGCACUACCUUCACAAACCUGUCUCUAUAAGGUCAAAAUAACUGAAACCAGUCAAGUGGUGCGUGCUUCUGUGCAACGUUUGCGACAGUCGCAUAAUAGCGGAACAUCAGCUGCUAGCUUUCUGGCGUGUUACCUUGCAAAUGGACAUUUUGUUGCUUUCUCAUUGCCAAGUUUACGUUUAUUAAUGGAUGUGGAUUAUUUACCGUAUACGGAAUGUGUAAGUCGUUCAUUUGCCUUUGGUCAGUAUGGUCAAGCUGUGUAUUUGGUAUCACCUUCAGAAUUAGCUAAAAUCACCUGGGCAUCAGAUGUUUGUGCUAACCUACGUGAUAUGCAAGGUGAGAUAUUUCUACCAAGUAACAUGCCAGAACCUCCCAAGAAAAAUUUUUUUAGAAAUUUAUUAAGUGGAACUUUGAUGUCUUCUUUGGAUCGAGAUGAAUUAUUUGGUGAGGCAAGUUCGGGAAAGGGGACACCUGGCGCUACUACUCUACUGUCAAAUGCUCGUAUGGAAAAAUUAUCUGGUCAGGCUGGUACUGCCUCUUCUGAAAUUGCACGAGCUAGGAAUGCUGCCAUCGAACGUGGUGAGCGAUUGCAGCAAUUAGAUCUACAAACUCAAGAGAUGGCUGAUCAAGCUAGAGGUUUUGGUCGAUCGGCUGCUAUUCUUGCUGCUAAAUAUGAGAAAAAGGACAAACGCUGGGGUUUGCCAUUCUAGAAAGAUCAUUACUGCAUAUUUUCCUACUUGAUUGCUCUCAGGUAACCUUGUUGACUUGGUAUCUUGUGGCCUGUUAUACCCAGAUUCCGUGUGUUCCAUCUCAUCUAACCUACAUUGUGUUAAAGAUAAAUAAUAACGAAUGUCUAUUUUCCCAUAUUAAGGGUGAAUGGGCAUUGUCUAUAUUUUCAUUCUUCGAUUUUCCUCGUAAAUAUAUAUCCAAUGUAUUAAUAUAUGCGCCCUAGGGACUUAUGUUUCUUCAUGAUUAUGACUAAUCGUCACCAUAACCGUUGUUUUUGUAUUAACUUUUAACUUCUUGUUACUGGCUGAUUUAUAACUCUUCAUUUUAUGUUUUUGUUUCUUUAUCAUCUGAGUUAUUAUUAUUUUCUAGCAUCAUACGGAGUUCUUGUCUAUGAUGUCUUACACAAUUCAUGUUGUUGUUCACCCAACCUCAUUAUACUCAUCAGAUAAUAUAUAUCAUAAAUAUCCACUUUUGUUCAAAGGAAUACAAUUCCUCCUCUUGACUAAUUUACUUUAGUAAUUGUGAUUGCUAUUUUUGUUGUUCUGUCGAACCAUGUAACAAUUUUGUCUCAUAUUCUACCUAGUCCUUCGUUAGCUGAAUCCUAAUUAUUUUAUAACCUUGUAAAAGCGUCGAAUGCAUUAUUCCGAAAUCGAUUGCUCUCUUCAAACGUUUCCUGUCACACUCAUUCCUGAAUUUAUUGGGUUAUUUCACACAUAAUUUUUCAUUUCGUAUAUCCCAUUUAUAUCAUUAAAACUUAGAAAUAAAAUAACAAACUUA
Schistosoma turkestanicum is the source of this 2774-nucleotide messenger RNA. NCBI's taxonomy places the organism in Eukaryota, Metazoa, Platyhelminthes, Trematoda, Strigeidida, Schistosomatidae. The record is from the annotation of a GenBank genome assembly.